UUAUUGCAUUGUGGGGUGGGAUGAGAGCUCUCUGAUUUGUACAUAUUUGUAGUUGUCUGUACAGUGCUUUUAUAUCAAAUGUCUGAAAAGAAAGGGAGAAGGCAACUUCUGUCAUCUUUUGUCUAACUUGUUUGUUUUCUUUCUUAUCUCUCUUAAUUGAUCAAGAGCUUCAGCUUUCAUCCUGAUCAUUUCUUUAGGUGGAGUAAUAUCUGCAAAUUGAUCUCUUUGAAAGUUUGUUCUUUUUGGCAUAGCAUAGAAAGAAGCAAGUAGUUAUGGAUGGUUCUCUCUCUCCAAAACUGGACAAGGAGGUUACUGAGUCUGAACUCAAAUCAGAAACUGAAACUCAGGCUUCCAAAAGAAGGAAGGUGGUUGAGAAGACUGUUGUUAGAGUGAAGAUUGGCGAAAAUGCGGGGAAGCUAAAGAAUGAAGGUCCACCUUCAGAUUUUUGGUCUUGGAGGAAGUAUGGACAGAAGCCAAUUAAAGGUUCCCCAUAUCCAAGGGGGUACUACAAGUGCAGCACAUCAAAAGGAUGCUCAGCCAAGAAACAAGUAGAGAGGUGUAGAACAGGUGCUGCAGUGCUUAUUAUCACCUAUACCUCCUCCCAUAAUCAUCCCUGUCCUACUGUGCAGAACAUUAAUUUGACCCAACAAUUCAAAGAACCCGAAACCCAAGUCCAAGGCACUGAGGACCGCCCCACUACCCCUAAGCAAGAACCACGAGAGGAAAAGGAAGAGACACAGAAUGAAUUCACUGUCACAAUGACCACCAUUGAUGAAGAUGUAAGCGAGGAUCAAUUUCAUUAUUUGCAAUCCCCUAUAAGCUGUCCCCAAGACAUCAUGAUUAACCCUGAAGACCGUUUCACAGAGAAUAUAGAAAAAGAUAAGGGCACACUGAACCUUCUCUUGGAUAAGGAGCCCCUCUCUUCUUAUCCAAAUCUCAUGACAUGUUCAACUCCCAAGUCAGAAGAAAAUGACUUUUUUGAUGAGCUUGAAGAACUACCCACAUCUUCAGUUUUCAAUAGCUUCAUCAGAAGCAAUCUUUUUGAUGAGAGGAUUCCUGCUGUCCCUUCUUGAUCCAAGUGUUUUUUUAGUGUUUGCAGCCUUAGCAAAUUUGUAAUUAAAAUGUUGAUACAUGGGAUGCCAACUACUAUUAGUUUUUACUUCAA
Molecule: messenger RNA, 1165 nt
Organism: Mangifera indica (mango)
Lineage: Eukaryota; Viridiplantae; Streptophyta; Magnoliopsida; Sapindales; Anacardiaceae
Product: probable WRKY transcription factor 65
Exons: 3
Coding region: 273-1073 (266 amino acids)
Biological process (GO): regulation of DNA-templated transcription
Cellular component (GO): nucleus
Molecular function (GO): DNA-binding transcription factor activity; transcription cis-regulatory region binding
Source: RefSeq, a predicted model, not a curated record